Molecule: messenger RNA, 6842 nt
Organism: Dimorphilus gyrociliatus
Lineage: Eukaryota; Metazoa; Annelida; Polychaeta; Dinophilidae
Source: the annotation of a GenBank genome assembly
AUAUUUGCAGGAUAAAGAUGGCGCCGUAAAUCGAACCAGAGCAGCCGGAAUUUUUGUUUAUUUUUUUAUUUAGUUUGCAUGAUUACGCAAUCAAUUGGAUUAAAUGCAAAAUUUUACAAUUUGAAAAAAUAAUGUCUGAUUUCAUAGUAAGUCCGUCCAGAUUAAGCCAAGAUCGACCGCUCUCUUCGCGAUCGUCGCGAAGCGGUCGCAGCAGCAGGAAUGAAGGCAGUGUUAGCUCUAACGAAAUGUAUGGAAUGUUUGCCAAGUUUAAAACAAACUAUGAAUCGAAAUUGCUUGGUUUGGAAGAAUUGGAAAAGUCCGGAACGAAUGUUGAUAAGGUAAAAUUUUAUUUUAAAACAAGUUCGAACAGGCCGCCUUCUUUCGCGGUCUGCUAGUGGCGGGAAAAUACUUUAUUUAAAUUACAAUUUGGGUUUAAAUUUCAUCUAAUUUUUCAGCAACGAGCUAAAAUACUUCAAUCAUAUAUAAAAGACUUAACAGAGCAGAAUGAAGUUUUAGUUAGAACUGUAGAAGACCUCGAAUCGGAAGCAAAUGAUCGUCUAGUAGCUAUGGAAGGAAAACUUCAACAAACUAAUAAAAUAUCCAAGGAAUAUUUGAACAAGGCAAGAAGUUACGAACAAGAAGUUAGAACUCUUACUAGAAAUAAUACCGAGUUGGAGGACACAGUAAACAAACUGAGGGAUGAGGUUGCCGAAGCAAAAGUUAAACAGGACAAUAACAACGAAAAACAUUAUCGUAAACAUCAAGAUUUACAGAGAUUAAUUGAUCAAAGAGAUGGCGAUAUGAAAGUAACGCAACAAGAAUUAGAAAGAGUUAGAAGAGAAUUAGAAAUGAUACAGAGUAGAAAUCUCUCGACUAGUUUUGAAUAUAGCGAACUAUCUAAUAAGGAAACACCGACUAAAGAGACUCGUACAACGAAUAAUAACAGUAGUGAUAUGAUUAGAAGGAAAGACGAAAAGAUUGCGGCUCUACAAAAUGAUAUAACAAGUUUAUUAAAGCAAUUGGCCGUUAAAGAGAGCGAAAAUACUAAUCAUAUCCACAGUAUUAGAUUGUUGCAGGAACGCGACACAAACAAUUCUAGUCAACUUGAACAAUACGAGGAAAAAAUAGAAGCGUUAAGAUCCGAGCUGAACGUUUUGAGAGCAAAUCAUACUCGUUCAAAGCACGAUAUUAGCCAUUAUGAUAGACGAAUCAAAGAAUUGGAAUCAGAUCUUCGGGAAGCCCAUGAACAAACUAAAAAAGCUCAUGAAGAAAUUGGCGCCUUACAAUCGAAACUGAGAGCGGCCGCUUCAUCGAAUCACGAUCAUCACGAUGUCUUAAAAGCUGAAUUAUCGAGAAGAGAUGAAACUAUCCAAUUAUUACGAUCUGAUAUCUUACAACUUCAGAAUAAGAGGGAUACAAUCCAAUCUCAGAAAGAUGAAUUGGAAAGACAUUAUGUCAGUUGUGAAGUUCGUUUUGAGGAUUCUGAAAAUCAGGUUGUCAAAAUGGAAGAUAAGCUUAGAAAAACGGAAUUAGAGCUUGAGGGUGUCAGGCGUCAAUAUCAAGACACGAGAAUUGAAGCGAGAGAAUACAAAAGUAAAGUUGCUCAGAUUGAAUCAGAAUUACAAUCUACAAAGACCCAAAGUUCCGACUCUUCUACUCAAAUUUCAAAACUAACAAAUUCGCUGCAAAAACUGCAAAAUCAAUCGAAAGAGACACGCGAUACAUUAAGUGCCCAACUCCAAGACGCUCAUGACACAGUUGCAAACCUCAGACUGCAAAUGAAAGAUAUUGAACAAGAAAAACAAGAAGCAAUUGCUCUAGCUCAAGAUCGAUUAGAACAACUUUCCACAGCUAAAGACGAUAUAAAUUCGUUACAAAAGAGAGCAAAUCAUUUGCAAGAGAUAGCUAACAAUGCUGAAAAAAAUCUUAAUGCCGUUACAAUUCGUCUUGACCAAAGUUGUAAAGAGGAAAAAGAGGUUCACCAUAAUCAAGAAAAUUUGCAACGAAAGGCCAAAAUACAUGAAAAAGAUGGUGAAAUUUCUAGAGUUCAAGAAAAAUUACGCGCCUGCGAAGAGCAAUUACAAUUUGCCCGAGGACAAAUCAGCGCCAAAGAAAAAUACAUCAUGAAUGCCGAUCAAGAACUAAGCGAAAGGCAAUGUGAAUUGGAGAGAAAGGAGACUGUUAUUAAACAAGGAGCUUUCGAUUUGAGGCAGGAGGAAGAAAGGCAUCGUAACACCUUGGCAGAGCUUAACAGAAGAGAUAUUACUGUCAAACAAUUGGAAAGUGAUUUAAAACAAUUAAAAGAUCAAUAUUGCGGUCUAUUAGAGGAAAAUGGUAGGCUAGACGCCAGAGUUCAUGCUGCAACAUUAAAUGCUCAAAGCGAACAAGACGUUUUAGCGUCGGAAGUUAAACGAAGGGAAGAAGCAGUCGAAAAAGCCAAAUAUGAAUUGAUAAAUCUACAAGAAGAAAAAAGUAAACUUAUGGAAAAGAAUGCUCAAGAUAGGCAAACAAUAGAAAAUAUGGACGAAAAAAUUCAAAGACUUUGCAAUGAAAUAAGCGCUAUGAAAGAUGUCAUCGCAUCUAAAGAGGCCGAAAUAUCCUCAUUUAAAACUGAUAAUACUAGCCUAACAGAUCAGAUAGGCCACCAUCAAACUCAACUACAUGAAUUAAACAGUGAACUAGCUUCAAUGCAUUCAGAGAUUAAGAAUCUUAAUGAAAAGGUUGAAAUUAAAGAGGAUAUUCUAAGCCAAACUAGAUUAGACAAUGAAUCUUUACAAAGGCAGCUACGGGAUUGCAUGAAUAAAAUUGCCUCCAGAGAUGAUGCUAUUAAAAAGCUACAUUCCGAAUUAACUAAAUUAAAGAGUCAAAAAGAAGGAAAAUCAUUGGAAAAUCAGAAGCAAAGUGAAACUAUUAGAAAACUGCAACACGCUCUUUCAUACACUCAGACCACUUUUGAUGAUUCUAGACGAAGAGCUGCUGAUGACAUUUCCCACCGAGACGGUAAAAUUGAAGAGCUACAAAGUAAAUUGAACAAACUAGAAAAUCAGUAUAAAAAAGCGUUCGACAAGAUAUCAACUUAUGAAGACGAAGUAGAAAAGUUAAACGCUGAUAAUACAGCAUUAACGGAUAAAUUAUCGAAAACUGUAAAGGAUUUAGUUCAUUAUGAAGAAAGAGUUCACGAAAUUGAACUGGAGUUGGCGAUAUCGAAAGAAAAACAUCAAACUUGCCAGGAAGAAGUAACUAACAGAGACGAUUGCAUCAUUAAAUUACAAACGGAAAUUGAUACAAUGCAACAACAAUAUUCAACUGGUAUAGAAGAGUUAAAUAUAAGAGAUUCCGAAGUUCAAAGGUUAAAUAACAGAGUUAAGGAAUUACAAGCUCAAGUUAAGGAAUACUGUAAUGAAUUAGACUUAAAAGAACAAAAGAUUAGCGAAGAUGUCAGAGCUUAUCAACAACUUCAACAAGAAUUACAAAAGAGUAUUUUAGAGUGUCGAAAUAGCGAUCGAACCUCAGAUCAAUUAAGAGCUGAUUUAGACGCUUGUAAAAGACGGCAUACAAAGGACUUGGAGACUUUACAACAACAUUUGGAAGAGUCUCAAAAGCAAAAUUUACAAGCACAACACCAAUUAGACGAAGUCACCCACGAAUUAACCCGUGUUAGAUCUGAAUAUGAAAUGUGCUGUGAUGAUUUGUCUAAGGUUGUUUCCAGUAAAGAAUGCAGCGAGGGCGAAGUUAAACGAUUAAACAACCAAUUAGACCAACAAGCUAGUACGCUCGGCCAAGCUAAUCAGAGAAUUGCAAACCUAGAAGCGGAAUUAGAAUCGGCGGUUGACGAUGUUCGUAGAUUGGACGAUUCGUUAGCAACAUAUAGUAGGAAAUAUGCCGAUACUUCAGAACGAGCUUCAGACUUACAACAGAACCUCGCAUCAGUUCAACAACAAUUAGCUUCCGUUAACGCUCAGGAUGCUGAGAAAGAGAGAUUAAUAUCUACUAUGCAAGCACAAAUGACAAGACUUAGCAAUGAUUUGGAAGAAACAAGAGCACAGAUGAAUAGAUGCGAAGAGAUUAUAAAAGAAUUAACAAGUGAACUAACAGCUGCUCAAACCGAUUUAAAUAAAUCAAACGAGUUAACAAACACUCUUCAAUUGCAAAUUAAGCGAACUGAAGAAGCUUUAGAAGAGACACAAGAUCAGUGCAUACAUCAUGAAGAAAGGUGUAGAAAGUAUCAAGAAGAACUUUUCCAAUACAAACAAUCUUUUUCUCAUUCGGAUGAGGACUACGCUAAACGAUGCGAAGAAAUUAAUCAGUUAGAAUAUGAUUUAGAGGACAGUCGAUCCGAGUUACAAAGCAAGUCAAGACAAACGUCAGAUCUGAAAGAGAAUAUGAAUGAUCUGAAAUCCGAAUUGGAAUCAAUGCGCGAACAAAAUGAAGCACUAGAAGGAGAAAUAGCAAGACUGGAGUCUUCAAUGCAAGAUUAUCAAUUAGCCGCUGCCUCUGAACAGCAAAAGUAUAGAUCAGAAAUUGCUCAACUUCAAAAUGCAGUUGGCCAUUUCGAAAGCGAAUUGACAGAGUCUAAAAAUGAAGUACUUCAAUUAUCUAAUGCGAUGAAUAUCAAGGUUCAAGAUUUGGAUAAUACAAGACUAAAUCUUGAAAAUAUGAAAUUAGAAAUAUCCAAUAAAACCCAAAUGAUCGAUGAUCAAGAGGAGAUUAUCCGUAAUUUAAGACAAGAUAUAAAUACUUUAGAAAGAUCCAAUAAAACUUCGGACAAUAGAGUAGUAGAACUGUCAGACGAAAUUGAACAAUCUCGAAAAGAUUUAACAUCCAUUAGAGAACAAUUUAAGGAGGCGAGUCAGCAAAUUGCUCAUUACGAAGAGAAACUAGAUGUUGUCAAUAGAAGUCUUACCAAUAUGCAGGAGCAAUACUCUUCAAAAGUGUCCGAAAAUGUUAAACUGGAACAAACAUCUAGACGUCUAACAACAGAACUUAAAACGCUUAAGGAAAGAACGUCUAGUUACGAAGAUGAAAUUGAAGAAUAUAAAGGAACAAUAGAGAAAUUAAGAAAGGAUGUUCUCGCCGCCAGAGAAGAGACUCAUAAUUCUAUACAGGAAUGUAUGACUUAUAAGCAAGCGAUGGCAAGAAUUGAAGGAGAAUUAAAUGAAAAGAGGGAACAAGAAGCUCUCUUAGCUAAACAAGUUCAACAUCAAGAUGAUUUACUUUCAGAAUUACAAGACGAACUUAAAAACGAAAGGUCUAAACAGCAAGAUCUGAAUAAAAAACUGCUCAAGUUUGCCAAACAAAUAGAACGUUUGCAAAACGAUACUGAAAGGUAUGCUAUGAACGAAAAGGAGCUCAAACACCAAAUAUCAGAAAAUGAAAGACAUUUAUUGUCGGUAAGGGAAGACUAUCAUGUUCAACAGGAGCGUAAUAGGCUACUAAAAGAAGAACUAACUGAGAAAGAAGGUCAACUAAGAGUAGCAAAGUUAAAUUUGGAAAGUGGUCAAAAACAAAACAGUUUACACGCUCAAGAGGUACAACGCUACGAGGAAAUUGUCUCACAGAUGCAUGCUGAAAUAGAUAAGAGUAAGGAGGAUUGUAGACGUACUCACAAUGAUUUGAUAAGAAGUGAACAAGCACUAGCUGAUCUUAAACUCCAAUUAGCAACUGCUCAAGGUAACCAUAAAGAGACUGUCGAACAACUAAGUGAAAAAACAAGACAGUUGACAACAGCUAGACAUGACAUAGAGCAAUGUCAUAGACAACUUCAAGCUCUAACGAACGAUACCGAUUUAGUUGAGGAGAAGAAUAAAAAAUUACGUCUAGAUAUGGCCAUCUACGAAGAUGAGAUAACGAGUCUAAGGAAACAAAUAAAAGUUAACGAAGAGACAAUAGAAGGUCUUAGAGUAGACGUUUCCGCAAGACAGGAACAGAACCGUCAAUCCCUAAUGGAACUUAGCGCCAAAGAAGAGGAAUUAGUCGUCUUAAAAGUAGAAUCAUCAACCAUUCACGAAAAGUUCAGAGAGCUUUCCGAUUCGUACGAAAUGGCCAAAAGAGAACUUGAAAGUAUAAAAUCAAAGUACUCAGUGGUAGCUGACGACUGUAGCCAAACGAAAAGGAAUUUAGAAGAAGAGAAGCACAAUGCAGAGAGGCUUAGAAAAGAAAGCGAACUGGUCGUUCAAAAUGUGAAUACUUGGGUUAGAGAACAAAAAACGGCUAAUGAAAAGCUUGGAAAUAAGAUACGAGAACAAAGCAGAGCAAUAGUUUCCCUAACAGCAGAAAAAGAACGCCUUACCGAACAAAUUGCAAGUUUAAAUCGUUCCAAUCAAAAAUAUAAAUUAGAAUUAGAUGAUAAUCGUCUUGAUUAUGAGAAAUAUAAAGUAUUACAAAGUCAAAGUGGACAACAGCAAUCUCUUCUGCAACAAUUACAAUCGAAGUUAAAUCAACACGAAACUGAACAGGAAACUGAAUUGAAAGAAAAGGCAAACACUAUUGAAGAUUUACAUAAUCGCUUAAAAUGUAAUAUUGACGCUGUUAAUCACCUAAAUAAUCAACUGAGCUUAAUGCAAAAGGAAAAUGUUAAAUUAAGAUCGGAUUUAGAGAAAUCCCUAACAAAUCAGCAAACCCUUCGAUUACAAUUGGAUAAAUAUGGUGGAGCAGUUAACGAUUCAUCAAAUGUGAUAAAUACAUAUACUGAAAAGGCUUUAUUAGACGCCGCCGCAAUAAGCGACAACGAUCCUAGAACUUUCGACAAAAGUUAUUGGAUAAAUAAAGUGGGUCAAUUGACUAUGCAAUUAGAGCAAACAGCUCAAAGUGAUAAAGAAAGGCCCACUGCUUUAGCCUCAUGA